Messenger RNA from Zasmidium cellare ATCC 36951, 945 nucleotides. RefSeq lists its product as uncharacterized. Gene Ontology annotation, cellular component: cytosol. Bases 1 to 945 code for a protein of 314 amino acids. Gene Ontology annotation, molecular function: aldose reductase (NADPH) activity. The transcript is spliced from 2 exons. The record is from RefSeq and is a predicted model, not a curated record. Lineage: Eukaryota; Fungi; Ascomycota; Dothideomycetes; Mycosphaerellales; Mycosphaerellaceae.
AUGGAAAGGCCUAUCGGCACCCAGGCUGUGCCAAGCAUCAUCUAUGGAACCGCUUUCAAGGAUGAAGACACGGCGACGUUAGUUGAGAUGGCAUUGAAGACCGGAUUCAGGGCCAUCGACACAUCUGGCAACAGACCUCAGUAUCGAGAAGCGCUGGUCGGCCAAGGCAUCGCUGCAGCCAUCAAAUCUGGCGUUGUGAAACGCAGUGAUCUGUACAUCCAGACCAAAUUCUCGCCGUACAAACCUGGCAAAGACCCCAGCCUGUAUCCGUAUGAUACGUCGGCGAGCAUCCCAGAGCAAGUCCAGCAGUCCGUCUCAUCAUCUUUGGCCAAUCUCGGUGUUGAUUAUGUCGAUUGUCUGGUAUUGCACUCUCUGUAUCCGAAUAUUGCGGAUACGAUCACGGCGUGGAACGCAAUGGAGGCUCUUGUUCCCUCCAAAGCGUCUUCCCUAGGACUGUCCAAUGUUGACGCAAAAUCAUUGAGCGAGAUAUGGGAUGCAGUCACCAUCAAGCCGAACAGCGUCCAGAAUCGCUUUACUGGUGAUACGUCUCCUCAGCCCGAAGCAAAUAUGCCUCCAGGCUUGCCGUAUCCCGCCGUCCCCUACGAUCGAGACGUUCGUAGCAUAUGCGAAAGCCUGGACAUCACAUACGUUCCGUGGGGCUUGCUAUGGGGCAAUCGGGUCAUUAUGGACCGGGAUCCGAAGCAAAUGCUCGAGAAGACCGCGCGAGAGAUUGACAUCUCCAAACAGGUGGUCUGGUACGCUUGUUUGAGAGAUCUUGCCGGCUGCAAAUCGAGUAUUCUCUGUGGAACUACGAAGGAAGAGACGAUGCAGAACACUCUGGCUGGCCUGGCUAAGCUUGAAGACUGUCUUAAAGGGAGCGACAGCAAUAGAAGGAUCUGGGCCGCUUGUGUCGCCUAUAUUGGCUCUAUUGUGAACGAGUCUUGA